AUGCGCCUCAAGCGCGCCUGGGCAGUUUCCUUUCAGAUCGCUCUGCUCAUUGGCACGCAGGAGGUGGCGGGCAACAAGCUGCACGUGGUCAGCUUGAAUGCCCGCAGCAGGAGUGAGAACUCCGAAGAUGACUCCGUGACAUUCAAGGCGCCAGUUGCUCCUGCACCGGUUGAUGCUAAUGCCUUCGUCGCGGGGCCUCCCGGUGUCCGUGGACCGGCUGGGCCAAAGGGUCAUAAAGGGCGGAGAGGACGGCGAGGUGCUCCGGGCCCACCUGGAAGUCUGGGCAUGCCUCCUGGUUCGAUGCCAAUGCCUUUUACAUAUCCAUUUCCGAUGAAUCCGAUGAUGAACCCUCUGAUGAUGAACCCCAUGAUGAACCCGAUGGCUGCCAUGGGUCCUUUCAUGGGGCAGCCUGCUGGAGCGGCGAGCGCAUCGUCGCAAGCGCCUGUUGCGUCUCCAGCUCCCGCUGUCGAGGCUACAACCACGGAGCCUGCAGCUGCCAUGUCGCCCAAGGCAGCUGUGGAGUCGAUGCCCGUGGUGCCGGUACCGGCACCAGCUCCGGUCAAGGCUGUUGUCUUCGAAGAAUCCCCAACUACAGCAGCAGCAGCAGCAGCAGCCGAUGCACCACUCACCGUGGCACCUAGCGUGGCACCUAGCGUGGCGCAGGUGGAAGGGCAAGCGCCUCCUCCACCUUCUGCACCUCCUGUGCCUCCUGCGCCAUCGCCAGCUGUUACUGUUAUAGCAAGUGCUCCAUCUCUUGAUACGUCGCAAGCGAGCGUAGUCGCUCCGACGCCAGCAAGUAACAUGAUCGCCCCUGCACCAGCACCUGUUGCAGCAAGCGCGCCGAAUUCUGCUAAUUCCGCUCACACAUCUACAGCAAGCACAGCAAGCAUGGCGGCGCCGGCACCAGCAUCAGCCAAAGGGAGCAAGCCCUUGGCUCCGAGUCCAGCUCCCAGGUUGGCCAAAGCCGUGUCGGGCGUUCCAGCCUCCGCUGCCAAAGCCCAGGCAACGGCUAGUGAACGGCCAACAGAUUCUGCAGAGUCAACAGGCUCAACAGCUUCAACAGAAGCUUCUACAGAGUCAAAAGGCUCAACAGAUUCAACAGAAGAGACCACCGCGAAGGCCGCAGCGGGGCGUGAAUCGAAGUCAGCGAAGUCUCAGAAGGAGAGCGUGCCAAAUGCAGCCUCGACGUCAAGCGACGGAGCCAAUCAGACCAUCAACCCUGCAACCAACUCAACUGCGGCAGCCACUGGGUCCGCAAGCGCUGCGGAGGAGGUUGCCACCAUCGUGGAUUACUUGCCCUUUAUCCCGUGGGGUCUCAUUGACGAGGUGACAGGCGCAAACUUCACGGAAGAGUGCCAGGUGAUGUUCGCCGUCCUGGCGCUGGCUGUGGUAGUAGGAGCCAAGCAGGCUCCUUCAGUAAAGAUCCACUUGCUUUCCACGGAAACAACUGCCGGGCUGCUGCGCGGAAGUGCAGAGACAGUCCGAGCUCUAAGAGCUGCCAAGGAUGAGGCAAGGCUUCAUCACAACACAGUCGCUCUCUCGAAAGUAAGAAAUGAGCACCAGAUGCAGGCGCUCAGCGAUUCCAGUGCUCCGGCCCCUGCGCCGGCGCCAGUACUUGCCGCCUCGCCAGCUGCUUUACUCGGGCCGACUGGUCCGAAAGGGCCACGAGGGGCAAGGGGGCCGAAAGGCCCCACUGGGGAGGCAGGUGAUGCUGGCGAAAUGGGUCCUCCAGGACCACCAGGACCCACCGUUGUGAUGGGCUACAGCACCUAUGCCAAUCCUUACAUGAUGCCAAUGAUGAACCCGUUUAUGGGUGGCAUGCCUAUGCCGCCGGCGAUGCCGCCAGCAGCAACGAUGCCGACAGCUCCCACAAUAUCUGCAAGCAGUGCAAGCGCACUCUCAACCAGUUUGGGCACUUCUCUCCCUUCCGGCCUGGCGAUGCCCAACAUGUCAGCCGUAAUGGAGGUCCAGAAAUCUGUGGUUAGCGCGUACUCCGCGGCGGCAGCCAAACCCGGGUCUGCAGCUCCGCUGCCUUCGGCCUCCGUGGGGUUGGCGGCCGAGAAGCCACGGGAAGCACAUCAUGAAGGACAUCCAAACUCAGGCAGACAGACAGUGACGACACCUCCUCGAAAGAUGUCAGCGGCUUCCUCUGUUCGCGUCGCUGCCUCCAGCAGCUCUGGCAGCCACUUUAUAGAGACUAUGCGGCGAUCCGUCGGCAAGGCGGAGGAGAUUGGGUCAUACGUGCCAUUUGUCCCCUGGGGUCUGGUGGAUGAAGCAGUGAACCGCAGCGGCAUAGAGUGA
Symbiodinium natans is the source of this 2301-nucleotide messenger RNA. The record is from the annotation of a GenBank genome assembly. Lineage: Eukaryota; Dinophyceae; Suessiales; Symbiodiniaceae.